GUUAGCAUUAGCUGCAUCAACUCCGAGAGGGGGACACAAACAGGUCAUGUGAAGGAUAUUGUCCAAGUCUCAGGUUGUCGCAGCUGUCCGCGUCCUCCGCCACAACAAUUUUUAAAUGGGAAUACACACAAUAAAACAAAAUGCCCCAUAGACCGGAGCGUAAACAAACGAUCCUUUUCCGACUGGACGACAUGUUUGCUUCUAUGACGUCACGAUGUGCCGCCUUCAGGGCUCAUGGAAAAGAUAGAACUCGACAAUAUACCAGGUUUACUCUGAUCACAGGCAACUUUUCAGAAGUCGCAAUAUAUGCUUUAAUUUAUAAGAUUAAUAAUUAGUUAAAUCUGUCAUUUGGAAAACAAAAGCAUACACAUAUUUAAAAUUCGUUUUAAUUAUUGUAAUCGUUAUAUUUGUUUUUUAUUGUACAAUGUAAUGAAAAGGAUAAUGUAGUGUAGUGUACAUGACAUGUUUCUGCUGACGCGAUGGAGUGUAGUUUUAGUAAUUGCAACAGUCAGCGAAUGCAGCAUUAAAGCGACACUGGUAUCAAACUGGAUUCACUUCAAAGGGAAUGACCAUGUUUGAGAACAUCGGAGAAGUGUCGCCGACCGAGCGCCAGCAGGUUCUGGACGCUCUGGAACGUCUGCAGUCCAAGCUGGUACGGAGGGAGGAGUGGAACCACAGCGAGCGUGUGGGCACCCUUAAGGAGACCCUGCAGAGUCCUCUGUUCACGCACAUCCUGACUCUGCAGCACUCCAUCAGGCAGCUGAGGAACCAGCUGAGCAGUAUGCCCCCAGCCGCCGGUAGCGAGUUCAAUUUUUCCAAAAAGGGUCAGCUGGUCAUGAGCGCAGGGGGCUCAGCUCCGUCCACCCUUUCCGCCUCCUCAGCCAUCCUGACCAAUGGCUCGGCUCCACCCUCCCAUCAGACUCCGCCCCCACCUGUCGACCUUCAGGAGUGGAUCCUGUCCGCUGCCAGGGGUCGACACACAGAACGCAUCAGGCUGACUCGGCCUCAGUCAGGCGGUCUUGGUUUCAGCGUGGUGGGUCUUCAUCCAGGAAGCAGCAGUCAGGACGUCUUCAUCAAACACAUCCAGCCUGGAGGCGUGGCCCACAGGGACGGGCGGCUCCAAGUGCGGGAUCAGAUCCUGGUGAUAAACGGACGCCCCUUGGAGGCGGGGAUCGGCCAUCAGCAGGCCCUCGCCUUGCUGCAGCAGCCUGGAGAGACGGUGGACCUGCUGGUCGCGAGGGACCGCCCACCCAAGGAAUCAGCAGCAGCAGUUCCUGCCUCCUCUACCAUUGAUGAUAAAAACACGGGUCAGUGGGGUCACGUGGAAGAGAUCCAACUGGUGAACGACGGCUCCGGUUUGGGCUUUGGUAUCGUGGGCGGGAAGACCGCUGGCGUGGUGGUGAGGACACUCAUCGCAGGCAGCGUGGCUGACAGGGACGGGCGUCUCCGCACAGGUGACCACAUCCUUCGCAUUGGGGCCACACCCACCAGUGGUCUCACCAGUGAUCAGGUGGUCAAGGUGCUGCAAGCGUGUGGGAGUCAUGUGACCAUGCUGAUCGCUAGGGACCCGUACAGCCAGAGGAUAAAUGCCCCGGCUCCCCCGCCACCACCAGACUCUUCCCCAGUGUCUGCAUUACCCCCUCCACUUCCGGAGCAGCCUCCCAAGCGACGAGUCAACAAGAUGCCCAACUUGGAAGGGUAUGAGAUCCACGAGGUUCCGCUGAUCAAGAAAGACGGACAGAGCCUGGGAAUCUCCAUUGUUGGCCACAACCCCCUCACCAGCCAAGAUGCGGUGGGCGUGUUCAUCAAGCAUGUGGUCCCAGGAAGCGCUGCGGAUCACAGCGGGAACAUCCGAGUGCACGACCGAUUGAUUGGCCUGGACGGCGUCAGUAUGCACGGUCUGACCAAUCAGGAAGUUGUGGAGGUGAUGAAGCAGACGGGCCGGACCGUGGUCCUGACGGUGGUCAGGAAGAAGACCAGAACUCUCGAGAGGUCCCUAGACAGAGUGGAGUCUUCUCGUGGGUCACUGCGGAGGUCACUGGAGGUCACACAGAACAGAAGCAGUGCUCCAGAUGCAGCACUGAAGGCCAAGUGGCAGCAGUCUUUGGGUUCGCAGUACCAAGUCCUGGUGAUUAAGUUGCAUCCUGUGAUUGAAGACGAUGCUGAGCUGCAGAGGUCCUCCAAGCUACUGCCCGUCCACAUGCUGAGGCUCGGUGUGGAGUUAGACUCGUUUGAUGGCCACCACUACAUCUCCUCUGUGGCCCCAGGAGGCCCCGUGGACAAACAUGGCGUCCUGAGACCGGAGGAUGAGCUGCUGGAGCUAAAUAAUGUGCAGCUGUAUGGAAAGUCUCGUCGGGAGGUGGUCUCUUUCCUCAAGGAAGUGCCCCCUCCUUUCACACUGGUCUGCUGCCGACACGCCACCUUUGACAUGGAAGCAGAAAUCGAGUCGGAGUAUGAAUUAGGACAACGACCAGGAAGCAGCGUGGAGGACCUAGAGAUGAAGCUGGCGUCGGCUCUCUGCAGUAACACAAGUGUGGUGCAACAGGAGCAACAGGAAGUCAUGCAGCAGGUCAUUGAGGCUAUGGAGGAAGAGGAGGAGAACGAGAGGAGUGAACGCAGCCAGGAGGAGGAGGAUGAAGAGGAGGGGGAGCUGGCUCUGUGGUCGGCUGAUGUUGACAUGUUAGAGCUGCACAAGGAAGCAGAUAGAGGUCUGGGCUUCAGCAUCCUGGACUACCAGGACCCAAUGGAUCCUGCUCGCUGCGUGAUGGUGAUCCGCUCUCUGGUUCCCGGCAGCUCGGCCGAGCGUCACGGUGGUCUGCAUCCUGGAGACCAGUUGGUGUCUGUGAACCACAUCCUGCUGGACCAGCUGAGCCUGGCCCAGGCCGUGGAGGUCCUCAAGUCUGCCCCGUCAGGGGCCGUCCAUUUGGGAAUCCGCAAGCCGCUGGUGGUGGAAGGCAGCGAGCGAGGAACCAACAGCGAUGGCGACCAGAUGUCAGUCACAGACACGCAGACGCCUCCACCGCAGGGGUCUGCAGAAGAUGACCUUGGUCAAGGACAAAUGGAGGACGAGCCAGAGCUGAUCCUGGAUGGCGGCCUGCCUCGCUACGCCACCCCUUCUCUGACCUCUGACCUUCCUGUGGAGGAGGGCAGGGAGAUGGCUGUGGAUGAUGAGGAGCAGAAAGAAGAGAUAAAGGAGAAGAUGAGCUCCCUUCCCAGAAAAGCUCCUCCGUCGUGGGAAGAGUGGAAGCUGGCGUCCUUGCUUCGAGCGGGAGGAACUGGCGAGACUGCGAGAGAUGUCCAACUUCCAGGUGAAUCCAGAGACAUGGAGGCCGACUCAGAAGUCACUGUGACAGAUGCAGACACAGAGUUCAUGAGCAUGAUUAACAUGGAGAAGAGUAGGAGGCGGAGUCAAGGAGGUUUCUCUGCUGCUCGAAGAGGUCACAACGACCUUCCUGAGCGUGAGGAGGGUGAGGGCGAGGAAACCCCUGCCUUCAGUCACUGGGAACCCCCCCGCAGGGUGGAGGUGUGGCCUGAGGAGGGCCAGUCGCUGGGCCUGAGCAUCGUGGGAGGUCAUCACGUCAUCAAGCGUCUGAGGAACGGAGAAGAACUCAAGGGAAUCUUCAUCAAGCAGGUCCUAGCUGGAAGUCCUGCUGCCAGGACCCAGUGUCUGAAGACUGGAGACAAGAUCCUGGAGGUGUCAGGAGUGGACCUGCGAGCUGCCAGUCAUGAAGAGGCUGUCAAUGCCAUCAAAUCAGCUUUGAGUCCUGUCGUCUUCAUCGUCCAGAGUCUGUCUGCUACACCACGGGCGGUGUCUCUACCAGUGGCCACGUCUAAAAGACACAAGGCAGACAAGAGGACACACUCUCUGGGGCCAGCAUUAGCCCCGCCUCUUGUGCGGCAGCCGCCACCUUACAGGCCUCCCGGUCAAUCGGAGCAGGAGCUGAGCUCAGAGCUGAAGCAGGCCAAAGAGCGUUGGUGUGAGCGUUAUGGCGACCUGCGGGGGGAGCUGUUGUGCGUGGAGCUGGAGAAGGAGCGGCAAGGUUUGGGUCUCAGCCUUGCGGGAAACCGCGACCGCUCCCGACUCAGCAUCUUUGUGGUGGGCCUUCAUCCCGGCGGGGUGGCAGCACGCGACGGACGCAUCCAUGUGGGAGACGAACUCCUAGAGGUGAACGAUCACACCCUUUACGGGCGCAGUCACCAGAAUGCCUCGGCCAUCAUCAAGAGCUCCGCCUCCAAGGUUAAACUCAUCCUGCUCAGAAACCAAGAUGCUAUAAACAACAUGGCCGUCCCUCCAUUCCCCUCUCCCCCUGCUACCACCCCUGAGCCAAGCGUCUCCCCGCCGCCCUCAGGAGACUCUACCCCCACGGACUGGCCCCGCCCCCCAGACAAUGUGAUGCUCCUCCCAUCCUCAGACAUGCAGGACGAGACAAGCCAAGAGGCGGAAGGAACCAGCGACGGCGCCCCCUGCAGUCUGAGGGAGGACGACGCCAUUGUGGAGACAUCAAAACAUGAGCAGGCUGCCAAGGCCCCCACGGAGCAGCAGUCGGGCAGGUGGUCCGGCAGCGAAGGUGGGGGUGCGUCACAUGACACAAUCAAAGGAAGCUGCGCCUCCUCAGAGCCUCGGCACUGUGCGGUGCUUCCCGGUCAGGAGACCACCUUGGAGAUCUGGAAAGGUGGAAGUGGACUUGGACUCAGUGUCGUAGGAGGGAGAGACACGCAACUGCAGGCCAUCGUGAUCCAUGAGGUGUAUGAAGAAGGUGCAGCAGCCAGAGAUGGUCGACUGUGGGCGGGAGAUAGGAUCCUGGAGGUGAACGGUGUGGAUCUGCGGGGGGCGUCACAUGACGAGGCCAUCUUGGCACUCAGACAGACUCCGUCCAAAGUUCUUCUGACGGUUCUGAGGGACGAGGAUUGCUACCCGCACCAUCAGAACCUGGACGUCUUUUUGGUGGACCUCCACAGAAAGAGCGGACGAGGGCUUGGUGUCAGCAUUGUCGGGAAGAGGAGCGGCAGUGGCGUGUUCAUCUCUGAGGUGGUCAGAGGGGGCAUUGCCGAGCUGGAUGGUCGUCUCAUGCAAGGAGACCUCAUCUUGUCUGUCAACGGCCGCGACACAAAACACGCCUCCCAGGAAGCUGUGGCCGCCAUCUUAAAGUGUGCACGAGGUCCUGUCCUCCUGGAAGUGGGCCGACUCAAAGCUGCUUCCUGGACCACUUGCACAACGUCACAUAAGGAUAACAUUGGAGGAGAAAGUGUUGCGACCCCUCCCCUCUUGAAGACGCUGACCUCCAGCCCAUGCAGUGACCUUUUAGCUCCAAGCCGCAGCAUAAUGUCAGACGAAGAUGAUGUCACUUCCUGUCCUGAUGAAAACACAGACGCUGGCAUCCGCACCGUGCACAUCACCAGGGGUGCAUGUGACUCUCUGGGGGUUAGCAUAGCAGGGGGCAGGGGUAGUCCAUUAGGAGAUGCCCCCAUCUUCAUCGCCAUGAUUCAAGACGAUGGCGCCGCCGCCAAAACACAACAACUCAAGGUGGGCGACAGGCUUGUUAGUGUCAACAAUCAAUCAGUGGAGGGUCUGUCACAUGACGACGUGGUCAACAUGAUGAAACACACACGUGGAGACAUCUGUCUGCAGGUGGUGGCAGACACUAACAUGAGUGCUAUCUUCAGUCAGCUGGACAACAUGUCCACUUUGUCCUCUCACACUGAUGACACACACCUCGCACACACACUAGGUCCACGUUCUCGCACCAUCCGUCUAGAAAAAACUAGUGAUGGACUGGGCUUCAGCAUCGUUGGAGGAUUUGGGAGCACACAUGGAGAUCUUCCCAUCUAUGUCAAAACUGUCUUCAGCAAGGGCGCGGCGGCAGUGGAUGGGCGCCUGAAGCGAGGUGAUCAGCUGUUGUCCGUCAACGGUCAAAGACUGGAUGGUGUCACUCACGAGCAGGCGGUCGCCAUCUUGAAGAAACACACAGGAGCUGUCACCCUGGAAGUACUGUCGUAACACGCACAUGCACACACACACAUUGUGUGACAACUACACAGCUAAAUGCCUUGAUGCUAAUACUAGCAGCGAGCCUUGUUGUUCAGUGCUUGCUAGCAAAGUGUGCUACAUUAGCAUGUUGUGUUGUGAACAAAAAAAACCCACUAAAGUGAUGACAAAUGUGACUUUAUGUUGAAAACUCCUGUUUUUGCUGUCACUUUCUGUGAGGAAUGUCCUUCAUGUCUUCCACAUGAUCCUAUUCAUGGAAGGAAAUGUUUGUUUUGUCUCAUGAAUUCAUAGCUUAGCAUCACACGUUGGACCGAACAAGCUAACUAGCUCGUCUCCUGCACAGCUCAGCUAGCUAGCAGUCCCGGCGGGGCCACUAGAGGGCAGAACUUCAUUGUGUUCAAUUUGUCUCAUUCUUUAGCUGUGUUUGCACUAACCGACGAGACGUUUGUUAAUUCACGUGUUGUCUCACAAAAUGAUCCAAAAUAGAAAUAAAAUCAAAUGUUUAUCAUGAGCAUAUCUUUCUUUUUUUAAGUGCUUGAAGGUGGAGAUUAGUGAUGUGUUGGGCGCG
This is a messenger RNA of Dunckerocampus dactyliophorus (ringed pipefish), 6554 nucleotides long. It is a transcript of the gene patj, whose product is annotated as PATJ crumbs cell polarity complex component. The transcript has 48 exons. Lineage: Eukaryota; Metazoa; Chordata; Actinopteri; Syngnathiformes; Syngnathidae. The record is from RefSeq and is a predicted model, not a curated record. Bases 566 to 5998 code for a protein of 1810 amino acids. Gene Ontology annotation, molecular function: protein binding.